AUGCACAGCCGAAUGAAGAGACUUAUUGAUAAGGUUCUAAGAAGGGAUAUCGAACCUCUAGGCAAUACAUCUACAUUACAAUCAGAUCGAGAGUCUUAUGGACGUACUGUUCAAAAUUUUUGUCUUAUAUGGUUAGAUAAGAGUAGUGACAAUGUGAAUGAUAUUGGUUGUAUGAAUACCAUUGUACAAUUACGACAUGUAGUAAAUGAUAUAUUAACAUUUACCGAUGUUGAUGAAUGUAUUGCAUCUAUUAAUGAUAUGACAGAUGAAAGAAUCUUUAUGAUUUCUUCUGGAGCACUCGGUCAAAUAAUUGUUCCAAUUGUUCAUGAUAAAUCACAGAUAAAUGCCAUUUAUAUUUUUUGUGGAAACAAAACUGUACAUGAACAAUGGACACAACAAUGGUCCAAAGUGAAAGAAGUAUCCACAAGUAUCUUACCGAUAUGUGACUCACUUAAACAAGCCGCCGAAGAUUGUGAUCAGAAUUCUGUCUUCAUGAGUUUUGUCAAGACAAUUGAUGGAACUUCAAAUAAAAAUUUGAAUGAACUUGAUCAAUCAUUUAUGUAUACUCAAAUAUUAAAAGAAAUCUUACUUACUAUAGAUUUCGAACAGGAAUGUUUCAAUAACUUCCUUACAUAUUGUCGAGAGCAUGCUGCCGAUCAUAAUAUCGAAUUGAAACAUGUCGAUAAAAUCGAAAAAGAAUAUCAUGAUCAUCAACCUGUCUGGUGGUAUACAUAUAACUGUUUUCUUUAUUCCAUGUUGAAUAGAGCAUUACGUACAAUGGAAAUCGAUUUAAUCAUUAAAUUAGGCUUCUUCAUUCGAGAUCUUCAUCAACAUAUUGCGAAGCUUCAUUCCGAACAAUAUAGUGACUAUCAUCAAUCGAAAACUUUUACUGUAUACCGUGGCCAAGGUUUACCUCAGACAGAUGUUGAUCAAUUGACGAAAGCAUACGGUGGAUUAUUAUCUUUUCAUAGUUUUUUAUCCACAAGCAAAGAUCGAGAUAUAUCGCUCGGUUUCGCUCGACGAAGUAUUGAAACCUCUCACCUAAUAGGUAUUCUUUUUAUUAUGAAAAUUGAUCCAUCUAAAUCAUCGACACCUUUUGCUAAGAUCCAUGAUAUUACUGCUUUUCGAAAAGAAGAGGAAAUUCUCUUUUCUAUGCAUGCCAUUUUUCGUAUUGGAUCAAUGAAACUAAUCGAAAAAAACAAUAGCCGUCUCUGGCAAGUAGAAUUAACAUUAACUAGUGAUAAUGAUCCACAAUUAUGCGCUUUAACGGAGCAUAUAAGAAAAGAAACAAUGUCUGGUCAUAAAGGAUGGUAUCGAUUAGGUGCAUUAUUAAUUAAACUAAAUCAAUACGAUAAAGCUGAACAACUAUAUGAUUUAUUACUUACAAAAGUAACAAAACCAGGUGAAGAAGCACAUUUGAAUCAUAUGAUAGGAAUAAUUAAGAAUGGUCAAGGACAAUAUGAAGAAGCUAUUCAUCGAUACGAAAAAUCAAUUGAAAUCAACCGGGAACUGCUUUCACCAGAUUCAUCUGCUCUUGCUGCUUCUUAUAACAAUCUCGGUUCAGUAUACUCUAGUAUGAAUGACUACUCAAAAGCGCAUUUGUAUUAUGAGAAAGGACUUAUGAUAAAUCGAGAAAUUCUUCCUCCAGAUCAUCCUGAUUUAGCUACAUCUCAUAACAAUAUCGGAGGAAUAUAUGAAAGUAUGAAAGAUCACCAGAAGGCACUUUCGUAUUAUAAAAAAGCAUUGGAAAUCUUUCAAAAGACACUCGUUUCAAAUCAUCCUAAUGUGGCUGAUUGUUACAACAAUAUCGGAGGCGCGUAUGAAAAUUUGGGUAAAUAUUCAAAAGCACUUUUAUUUCAUAAACAAGCACUUGAGAUUCGUCAAAAAACACUUCCUCCGAAUCAUCAUGAUUUAGCCUGUUCUAUCGGGCAAAUAGGAAUGGUAUGUUCUCAUAUGGGUGAUCGUUCAAAAGCUAUUGAAUACUGUGAAUGGGCUCUUAGAAUUAUUGAACAUUCAUUACCUUCUGAUCAUCCAGAUGUUGAAUCAUAUAAAAAAAAUCUUGAAUUUGUAAAAAGUAAAGCAUGA
Molecule: messenger RNA, 2085 nt
Organism: Adineta steineri
Lineage: Eukaryota; Metazoa; Rotifera; Eurotatoria; Adinetida; Adinetidae
Source: the annotation of a GenBank genome assembly